AGGGAGAGCUCGUCUCCACCGACCGGCAGCCGUCGCUGUCGCCGCCUCCCCGCAGAGUCGCCUAGCACCGGAGGCCCGCGGCCGCGAGGGGACGCAGGGCGGUGUCGGAGGCAGCCAGGGGUGCGCUCGGGCUUCGCUAGCCCAGCGCCGUUCCUUCCCUCAGAACGCGGCGCGGAGACUGAGGUGCUGGGCCUGUGGAAUGAUACUGCUUCUAAGCAAGCCUUUUCCCUCCUAAGAGUCAAAAUUUUGGGAGAGAAUCCCAUUUGUUCUGCAGGUGGUAUUCUGAGGACCAGUCGACACUACAAGACAAAGCCCACUCAUGGCAUUGGGCGAUACAGACACCUGGUGAAAGUGCUAGAGCCCAAAAAGAAGAAAGAAAAAGUGGAAGUGAGAGCCAUUAAUCUGGGGACAGAUUAUGAAUAUGGGGUUUUAAAUAUCCACCUGAUUGCUUACGACAUGACUCUGGCAGAAAAUUAUGCCCAGUAUGUCCACCGCCUCUGCAACCAGCUCUCCAUCAAAGUGGAGGAAAGUUACGCGAUGCCUACCAAAACCAUGGAAGUGAUGCGGCUACCUGACCAAGGCAACAAAAUGGUCCUAGACUCAGUCCUUACCACCCAUGAGCGAGUGGUUCAGAUCAGCGGUCUGAGUGCUACGUUUGCAGAGAUUUUCUUGGAAGUACUCCAAAGCAACCUUCCAGAAGGAGUCAGGUUGUCAGUGAGGGAGCACACUGAAGAAGACUUCAAGGGACGGUUCAAAGCUCGGCCAGAACUGGAAGAACUGUUGGCCAAACUGAACUAAACACCGUAAGCGCGUUCAUGCAUUGGUCAGUCUCAGAGAAGCUCUUCCUG
Molecule: messenger RNA, 848 nt
Organism: Acomys russatus (golden spiny mouse)
Lineage: Eukaryota; Metazoa; Chordata; Mammalia; Rodentia; Muridae
Gene: Mrpl48
Product: mitochondrial ribosomal protein L48
Exons: 8
Cellular component (GO): mitochondrial ribosome
Source: RefSeq, a predicted model, not a curated record